This is a messenger RNA of Schistocerca gregaria, 1634 nucleotides long. RefSeq names its product serine/threonine-protein phosphatase 2A regulatory subunit B'' subunit gamma-like. Gene Ontology annotation, cellular component: centrosome; spindle. Lineage: Eukaryota; Metazoa; Arthropoda; Insecta; Orthoptera; Acrididae. The transcript has 10 exons. Gene Ontology annotation, biological process: T cell homeostasis; B cell homeostasis; microtubule cytoskeleton organization. The record is from RefSeq and is a predicted model, not a curated record. Bases 70 to 1425 code for a protein of 451 amino acids.
UAUAUCUUUGGUAUAAUUCCGCAUCAUUUGAAAUGUACUUUUUGUUGACGUUUAUGUUUGCCUGAAAUAAUGGAUGAUAAUCCACUGAGUUCUUUGAAAGAAGCUUUACAAGUAUGCGUAUCGAGUGGCAGUAGGAAAUCACCAGAGAAACUGAAAGAAUUGGAACAGCAGCUCUAUAGAAAGUAUCUGACUGAAUGGCGCUCUGAACCGAAAGAAAACCAUUCGUCCUACGACGUAAUACCGAAGUUCUAUCGCAAGCUACCAAAGCAAGAUGAUGUUCUUGCCCAAAAGUUGAGAGAAGAGGCUAGAGCUGUGUUUCUACAACGAAGAGGCCGUCAGUUGUUGAACAGCAAUGAACUGAAGGCUCUGUGGGUCCUGCUCGAGAAUCAUCAUAGCCCACCCUUAUCAGAUGAUGAACAGUUAAUCAACUAUGAAGACUUUCUGAAAGUGGCAGAGAAGGGAGGACCAAAGUGCAAGCAUUAUUUCACACCACAGGUAUUUGCUAAAUUGCAGCAUGGGGAUCCCUAUUGUAGAAUCAACAUAAUGGUACUUUUCAACUACAUUAUGCGUAAAGUAUGGUACCAUGAGACUCGCAUUGGUUUGUCUCUCUACGAUUUUGUGGGCCAGGGCUAUUUACGUGAGCUGGAUUUAGAAAAUUACAUCAUGGAACUGAUACCUACACUGCCUCAGUUAGAUGGAUUGGAGAAAUCAUUCCAUAGUUUCUAUGUGUGUACAGCAGUUCGCAAGUUUCUCUUUUUCUUGGAUCCAUUGCGUACUGGCCGUGUACGAAUCCAAGACAUACUUGCAUGUAGCUUCCUUGAUGACUUGCUUGAGUUGCGUGAUGUGGACCUACCAAAGGACCUGCAAGAUAGCAACUGGUUUUCAGCUCCAUCAGCUUUACGUGUCUAUGGUCAGUAUCUGAAUCUUGACAAGGACCACAAUGGUAUGCUCAGUUGCAGUGAGCUUUCGGGGUAUGGCACUGGUACUCUAUCAAAGGUUUUCACAGAACGAGUAUUUCAAGAAUGUCUCACGUAUGAUGGUGAAAUGGAUUACAAGACAUACCUUGACUUUGUGCUGGCCAUGGAAAAUAGACAGGAACCACAAUCCCUGCAUUACCUCUUUAGAAUUCUUGAUGUACAUGGCAAAGGCUACUUAGAUGUAUUCACACUCAACUACUUCUUUCGGUCAAUACAAGAACAGAUGGUAGUACAUGGACAAGAGCCUGUCUCAUUUGAAGAUGUUAGUGAUGAAAUAUUUGACAUGGUCAAGCCCACCAAUCCAGCUAAAAUCACUCUUCAAGAUCUAAUAAACUGUGGUCAAGGUGAUACAGUAGUAAGCAUCCUGAUAGAUUUGAAUGAUUUCUGGACAUAUGAGAACAGGGAAGCCAUAUCUACUGAUAGUAAUGAGGCAUCUGCAGAAGUGUAGCUUGCUGUGAGAUAAUAUUAUAAUUAUUUUAUAACUUAUUUUAUUACUUUUUUAUUAUUAAAAAAAUACAUGUCUUAUUGUGAGAUUUUUAUAUGGAAAUGAAAAAAAGAACACACAAACAAAAGAAGCUCAAAGUAAUGAGUCCUAUAUUGUUUAGUAUCAUUGUAUUUAAAAUUCUAAAAAUACUCAUGCACAGAAACAAGUGAAAA